UUUUACCAGAGCUGCAGACGAGCGACAAGGGCAAUGGAGGACUGCUGCACCGUAGCUGUCAGCUUUGAGCUGUGCAGCUGGUUCCCCACACUCCUGCAGCUCUCCACCGAGGGUAAGGUUUUCAGGAGCUCCUUCCCAAAGGACACUGGGGCUGUCCACGGUCAAAAGCUGUGGCUGCUGGGUUGUGGGAGUGGCUGGAGAGGGCUGGGGGCUGCUGCGAGAGCCCUGCCUGAAGGUCCCACCGGGCUCAGGGGACCGUGCGGCAACCAGGACCCAUGGGUGGCAUGUCCCCCUUGUGAAGGGGGCCAUCCAGGGCCAGCUUCCCCUGGGAGCUGGUACUUCUUGGGGUUCUGGCUCUGGGAUGAAAAGGGGUCCUGCAUCCCAGCUGCGUUAGAUGGCCACAGCCCAGGUGCUGAGCCCUUCUCACAUGCCCGUUUCUGCUUCAGCGCUGCCCCAGGAGCAGCGUAAGGCUGGCAGUCGCCAACUGGGGCGCAGCCCAGCUCCGCAGCCAUGGCAGCGUUUGUCUGGGCUGGUUUUGGACACCUGCAUCUGGCACCCCCUGGGCAAGGAGCUUGCCAAGAGGCUGUGAGAUGGACGGCCUGGAGCCUGACAUCUCUUUCCUUCCCUUGCUUUGCAGAGGUUGUGGCUAUCUGGGAUGCCGUGUCUGCAUACAUCCUGGGACAGCUGAAACUGGACAAGGGUGUUGUGGUCACAGGACUCGGGACCUUCGCUGUGGUCCAAGAGCGAUUCGUUGGCGAAGAAGAGGUGUAUGUGGUUCGAAGACCAGUCUUCCAGCUGGACAUGGACGCGAUAUGUCUGCAGGAGCUGGCAUUCCCCACAGUGCUUAUCCCGGGCAACAUUGAGAUCAAGACGCUGAACUACGAGUGGCUAUCGCAAGCCACCUCCUUCCCGCAGCACAUGGUGGAGGACUGUGUGCAAGAGACCAUCUUCUUGUACUCUUUCCAGCUGAGGAACAGGCAGCGCCUGGCCUUUGCCUUCAAGGACAUUGGCGUGCUGUCCUGCAGAGACAACGUCCUGUGCAUGCGGUUUUAUUACGACUGCGUCACGGGGCUGGAGAGCGAGGCCAGCCAGAUCGCACUGCUUCACACUAGGCUGUGGAUGCCGGGUGCGGCGCUCUCCAGGGGAGCAACCACUGCUCAGGGGAUGGAGGCUGCUCCUGCCCACGCGUUCCCCAGGUUUCGGUUCAUUGUUAUAGGCGGAGCAGUGGCCAAGGAUUUCGCCAGCCGGCACAAGAAGGCUGGAGAAAAGCACAGGCCCAGAAGAAGUACUGGAACGGGUCCGUGCUGUCCAGGGCUGACCACAGCCCAGUUGAAAUGCCCUCCCCGUGGGGCUGCUCCAAAGAGCUUCCUCCCACCUGCAGAGGCGUGUCCUGGCAAGCUGCUGCAGAGACGGGCGAAGCUUCCCCUGCCUGUGCUGCCAACACAGGGGCCAAGCACCAGGCAGCAAGACACAGGCAAGAAGCCUUCUGCCAGUGUGCUCCCCCCAUGCCCAGGCAGCUCCGCCAGGACAAAGGAGACGGUCAGGCAGGGGCCAGUUUCUCCAGCCAGGCCCACCGCUGCGCCCCCGUCAUCCGAAGGCUGCAGGAGAGCGCUGCAGGAGGUCUGGCAGGUGUCUGCGGAGCGGGAGAAAGUGCCGUACUGGUGGAAGGAGCGUCGAGACCAAGCAAAGGCAGAAUUGGAGGCGUGGGAAGCCUGGUCUGCAGGGGAGGACCAACAGCCACCCCAGGCACUCGGCGCUUGGACUCCUCACCCUCCAGCCCAGCCCAGGAGAAAGGAGGUCAACAAGAGGUGGAGACAGGCUGAAAACCCUCUCCCAGAGCAGCGGACGGCAGCAGCAGCUCAGCUGCGAUGGCACCAGACUGCCCAACUUUCCCCACGAGCGGUUCAGGUCCUCAGAAGGCUGGAGACGUAUCACCAACAGAGGAACAUAUUCAAGCAUGUUGCUGAGAACAACAGGCGACAUCAAGAGCAGCAGAGGCAGCUCCCCUGAUGCUGGUACAGCAGCAGACGGGAAAGUGUCAGCAGGCUCUCACCGUGGCUGUUAGCAAAGGGGCUGCCGGAGUCUUCCCACUCCCGAGUUCCAUUUGUUUUCCUGGCCUGACCUGAGUGAGAAUCGUCCCCCCAAGGCAUCAGUCUCCAAGGACUCCACACCACGGGGGCCUCUCUCUGCUUGCCUCCGGACUCCUUUGUGCUCCUCAGCUGCAUUUAUUGCUGUGCAGCUCUUCUGAAAUAAACGGUUGCCCCUGGAGCUGCCGGUCGGGAGUGUGUCGUCUCUCCAAACCCGAGCCCUGGCGGGGCUGCCUCCGGCCCUUGCAGGAGGGCGGGGGCAAUGGGCUCGGGGCCGGGGCUGUGGGUUCCAUUAUUGCGGGGGCUGGAGGGUGCUGGGCUGGUGCCACAGCAGCUGCUGCCUCUGCUGGCUGGACGUGGAGGCCGGGCUGGAGGCGGGUGGGCUGGCGUUUGUCCGGGCUGGCGAGGGCCACGCCCCUGGGGCUCUGUGGCAGGCAGGACAGGUUUCCAGCACAGGCGAUGGCUGCUGGUGUCGCGCCCAGCUCUUGGGGUGCCGGGGUGGGCGGGCCGGCUGUCCAGCUGUGAGGGACGGCUGCUGGUGCUGGGC
Messenger RNA from Athene cunicularia (burrowing owl), 2634 nucleotides. RefSeq names its product coiled-coil domain-containing protein 81-like. Gene Ontology annotation, cellular component: centrosome. The record is from RefSeq and is a predicted model, not a curated record. The transcript has 10 exons. NCBI's taxonomy places the organism in Eukaryota, Metazoa, Chordata, Aves, Strigiformes, Strigidae. The coding region runs from base 511 to 2010 and encodes 499 amino acids.